UGAGACUGUGACGUCACUCGGCAGAGCGGAUUGUGUGCAGUGUGAGACUCUGCGGGUUUCUCUCCUCGGUCAGUGAAAGUGAAUCUCUGUAUCUCGGUCUGGUUUCCUGAGCGAGCCUCCUCCAUGAACCGGGACUUUUCGCCGCCUCGCCGCCUCGCUCCGCCGCUGAGAACCCUAUUAGUCCGGCCGGAGAUGAGGCUCCAGUGAAGCAGACCGAUCCGAGCCGAGCUAAGCGGCUAACGCUUCCAGAAGGUCCGGACGGAGACCCUGAGAAGAUGAAGCUGGUUCUGUGUGUUUUGGUGUGUUUCCUGCAGUGCCCCGGAGGGAGCGGCGGGCCCGGCGUGGCGUUCACCAAGCACCCGUCCAAUCAGACGGUGUCUCAGGGGAACGCGGCGAGGCUGGGCUGCGCCGUGCAGGGCGUCUCAGAGCCCGACAUCACCUGGAUGAAGGAUGGAGAAAAACUGUACAGCACCGACCAGAUGUUCAUCACCCUGGGAGAGCAGCACUGGGAGACAUACCACAGUGUGAAGUCGGUCCAGCAGCAGGAUGCGGGUCAGUACUGGUGUGAGGUGGAGUUCCAUGGACUCACGUUCUCGUCGGAACGGGCCUGGAUCACGGUGGAAGGUGUGCCUCACUUUGUCUCGGAGCCUCAGGACGUGUCCACGCUCCCCAAUGCCGCCUUCAACCUGACCUGCGCCGCCGUUGGCCCGCCGGAGCCAGUGGAGGUGCUGUGGUGGCUGGGCGGCAUGCAGGAGGGCGAGCCCCGCCCCUCGCCCUCUGUCCUCCACGUCCCAGGAGUGAACAGCAGUGUGAAGUUUUACUGUGAAGCGAAGAACACCAGAGGAAUCUCCGUCUCCAGAACAGGAACUGUUUAUAUUAAAGUGCUGCCGGCGGCACCAAGCGAGCUGAAGGUCGUCAGAGCGGAAAACAACGUCACGCUAACGUGGAAACCAGGAUUCACAGGACACUCUGAGCUGUCUACCUGCAGACUGCAGCUAUCGAGGCGUGCAGCCCGGAGGUGGGACCUCCCUCAGCAGGAGGUGCAGGUUCCUCCUCACCUUCAGGUCCUCUCCGGUCUGAGGAGUCACUCCAACUACAGCGUGAGAGUCUUGUGUGUCAACGAAGUCGGAGUGUCUCCUUUCAGCUCCUGGCUGACCUUCACCACCCCCGAGUCAGUGCCGACGGCGGCGCCAGGGAAUUUGACCUUCGACCUGUCGGAACAGCAGCUGAACCUGAGGUGGACACAGCUGACGGAGGACGAGCUGCAGGGACGCCUGCUCGCAUACAAGCUGCAGUGGACUCUGAAAGGAGAGACACAGGACCCUCUGCUGUUUAAGGAGAACGUGGCUCAGCUGUCAGGAGGAGGUCGUUUCUUUAAUGCCUCCUUCCAGGUGUCGGCAUGCACGGUGGUGGGCUGCGGCCCCUGGAGCCCCCCCGUGCUGGUGCUGCCUGCCUCAGUGCAGGUCCAGGUGCAGCGGAGCCACAUGUGGGUCGGCCUGCUGCUCGGCCUGCUUGUCGCCACCGUGGUCGCUCUGCUGCUCAGCGUGAUUGCUCAGCGCCGUGGCAAGGAGACGCAGUUUGGCUCGGCUUUUAAGUCUCCAGGUCCUGAGAGUUCGGUUUCGUUCACGGCGGCGCGUUCGUUCAGUCGGAGCUGUGAGCUGCAGGAGUCGACCUUGGACAGUCUCGGUAUAAACGACGACCUGAAGAACAAACUGCAGGACGUCCUGAUUCCAGAGAGGCUGCUCACACUGGGACACAUGCUGGGGAAAGGUGAGUUCGGCUCGGUGCGGGAGGCGUUCCUGAAGGCAGACGAGUCGUCUGUCCAGAAGGUGGCGGUCAAAGUGCUGAAGUCUGACAUCACUUCGUCAGGUGACAUCGAGCAGUGUCUGAAGGAGGCGGCCUACAUGAAGGACUUCCACCACCCCAACGUCAUUCAGCUGAUCGGAGUGAGUCUUCACCGGCGUCCCGGCCAGCGGCUGCCAAUCCCGAUGGUGGUUCUCCCAUUCAUGAAGCACGGAGACCUUCACACGUUCCUGCUGCUGUCCCGGCUCGGAGAGCACCCCUUCGACCUGUCCCUGCAGACCCUGGUGCAGUUCAUGUUGGACAUAUCUCGGGGGAUGGAGUACCUGAGCAGUCGCAGCAUCAUCCACAGAGACCUCGCCGCCCGAAACUGCAUGCUGAACGAGAACAUGACUGUGUGUGUUGCAGACUUCGGUCUCUCUAAGAAGAUCUACAGUGGAGAUUAUUACCGACAGGGUUCAGUUUCUAAACUUCCUGUGAAGUGGAUCGCUCUGGAAAGUCUCGCAGACAAUGUGUACACGACACAGAGCGACGUGUGGGCGUUUGGUGUGACCAUGUGGGAGAUCAUGACUCGGGGUCAGACGCCGUACCCUGGCGUGGAGAACUCUGAGAUCUACGAGUUUCUGAUCAAAGGAGAACGACUGAAGAAACCUCCGGACUGCAGAGACGACAUUUAUGACAUCAUGCACAGCUGUUGGAGUCCUGUCCCGAGGUGUCGUCCCAGUUUCCAGCAGCUGGUCGUCCAGCUGGAGGCACUGUGGCUCAGCCUGACGCCUGCCGCCGCGCCCAACGAGUACACGCUCUACGUCAACCUGGAGGGGGAGGAGGGGGUGGCGCUGGGCGGGGCCCCGGGGCUCGAGGUGGCAUCUGCGCCCGGCUGGAGCGUCCCCUGGCAGCGGCGGGCGGAGGAUGAGGAGAAGGACUGGCUGAUGGUCGGCUCCGGUGCUGCGCUCGCCAUCGGAGGAGACUACAGGUACAUAAUCGGGCCCCGCAGCGCCGCAGACGACCAGGAGGGGGGGGCGGCGGCGAUGAGGGCGGAGUCUUCGGACACGAUACAGGAAGAGGUCAGAGAUGAGGACGAUGAUGUCGUCAUUAAUGUCUGACCAAUCACAGCUCCUCCUCUUCUCACCUGAUUGGACCUGAAGUCAGCUGAUCACAGACACACACAGAGACAGACAGACAGACACAUACACACACACACAGACGCACACACAGACACACACACACUGGGUUCUGUCUGAACUCGUUUUUAAACUUUUUGAUAAAUGAAUUUAUUAACAUUGCAGUUGGAGAAUAUUUAACUUUAUUUUGAAACUUUAUUUUUUGUAUUAAAUACAGAUUACUGUGACACAUUAGUUUAGCACAAAGACUCGAGGCGGGGUGGGGGUGGGGGUGGGGGUGGGGGGGUGGAGGGAGACGGGACUGUUAGCCUAGCCUAGCACAAAGACUAGAAGAGGGAGGAAACUGUUAGCCUAUCUUAGCACAAAGACUGGAGGGGUUAAAUACUCACAUUAAAGUAUCUGAAGAUAAAAAAUCCUGUAAGUAAUGUAAAUGUAAAGUAAUUAAAAUUAAACAUUCUCAAAAAUAAUGACACCAAGUCUUAUUUUGAAAGUUUGUCAUUCUCAUGAGGUACCAGGAUUUUAUUUCUCUUAUUUUCAUCAUUAAGAAAUAGUUUAUUUUUUUACUGAGGCAUUACUUUGAGAACGUUCCAGAUAUAUUGUUAGUGUAAAAUAUUAAAGCACAUUAUAAACUGGAGUAAGAGUAGAACAACAAGACACUCUGGGUUAAUAAACUCUGUCUCUGUGAAGAUCUGCAGAUGGAAACAAACUGUUUCCUGUUUAGUUUAAUCUGUUCUGGUUAAUAUUCAUCACAUCAAGUUGGUCUUCAGGCCUGUGUUUAGUUUAUUAUAUUAUUAUAUUGUGCUCAUGUUUAUGGUAACAAACUUGAAAUGUCACUUGAACUUUAAGACACCGAAUCUACAUUUUUAACUGUUUUCUGCCGUUUCUGGACAUAAAUGAUCCAAAAAUUCUAAUAAUGAUGUUGCAGGUUUGUCAGCAUGCAACAAAGGCUUUUAUUAUUAUUAUUAUUAUUAUUAUUAUUAUUAUUAUUAUUAUUAUUAUUAUUAUUAUUAUUAAGGUUUAUAUGGUGCAUUUCACAAAAUAACUGUUAAAACAUGUAAUGCAGGGUCUGUGGGGCCCGGGAACCUGCAGGAAUCUGAUCUGGUCCUGCAGGGAUCUGAUCUGGUCCUGCAGGGAUUUGAUGUGGAUUUUGCUGCUCUAAAGUGACUCUCUUGUAUGAUUCUAACUCUGAGAUGUUGUUGUUUUUAACUACUUGAACAUUUCAUGUAAAGAUAAAUCACUGAACCAUUUGUUGUGUAUUUGACUCAGAUGUUGUUAAAGAUGAAAUGAUUAUUAAUGUUU
Centropristis striata (black sea bass) is the source of this 4220-nucleotide messenger RNA. RefSeq names its product TYRO3 protein tyrosine kinase (gene tyro3). Gene Ontology annotation, biological process: phagocytosis; cell surface receptor protein tyrosine kinase signaling pathway; protein phosphorylation. Bases 276 to 2903 code for a protein of 875 amino acids. The record is from RefSeq and is a predicted model, not a curated record. The transcript is spliced from 19 exons. NCBI's taxonomy places the organism in Eukaryota, Metazoa, Chordata, Actinopteri, Perciformes, Serranidae. Gene Ontology annotation, cellular component: signaling receptor complex. Gene Ontology annotation, molecular function: ATP binding; transmembrane receptor protein tyrosine kinase activity; protein binding.